AUGGACCAGCAAUCUCAGCAGCCAGUGUCUAGGGUCACCCAGCCAUCCUCUACGGCACUUUUGAGUCCACAGCUUGUGGCUUCCCAAACUACUCCCACCAGCUCUACAUGGCAGUCACCAAGUGUUUCUCGCGCCCACCAUUCCCUUAUCACAUCACCAGUCACACCUGUUAACUCAUCAUUUCAUUCUGGAAAUGACCGAUCGGGUCCAGUCUCUUUGGUGACGUCACCCGUGACGCCGACUCCUGUCAGGUUAGUGUCCAGUGAUUUAUCUUCCGUGGUUUCCUUGCCAUCGCGGUCAGCGUCCUCUAGUGGCCCAGGCAGUGAAGUACCACCGAUGGUGUCAUUUGUGCAAAGCGGUCUCUCCUGCAUCUCUCCCUUGAGCCCUUUAUCAAGUAUGUCCAGUGCAUCAGUAUCUCGCUCUCUUACCACCGGUGCUACUCCUCUCAGCUCUCUCUCAGCAUCAACACAGAAGUACUUGAACACGUUCACGACACAGAGCACUGAAGCUUCACGAAGCUUCCCUGCCUCAACCAACCAGUCGUCAUUUGCAGGUCGAACGUCAUUUCUCAAUACAGACUUAUCAACAGACCACAGUGCUGGGAUCAAGUUGCUUUGUGAUCUGCUCAAUGACACCCUUCCUGAGCAGCCCCCUCCCCUGGUGGCCACGUCACUAGCUGUACGAUCUCUAGGAACUCCAACAUCAGUAUCAUCAGCAUCUUCAGACUCUUCUGUAGUUGAGCAAGGAAGACACCCAACCACCCCUCCCACUCUUCCAAGCAGGCCUUCAUCGAAAUCCCCGAGGACCCCUCCCCUGGGAAACACUCUAGCGCGUCCGUCCCCCGGAGGUACUACAUCUUCCUCGGAACAAACACCUACUCACAAUACCCCACCUACUGCAGAAGCUCCCGCUGCGGGGAAGAAAAGAACAUCGCCAUUUACGAUUGAAAACCUGGUUAGUUCAAACCCAGAAAAGAGUAAAAGUCCGGGUGAAACUGGUGUUGGAGAAAGAAACCCCAGCCCUGUAUCAGCCAACAGUAGACGCAGCCCUAAGGGGAAGAAUACAAACUUCAGUAUUGCGGAAAUCACCCGUGAUAUGAACCCGUCUAGUAAGGAACGUGUUCCUUUUGUGACAGGACCAGUGGGCUGUUCAGUUCCUACAUCUGUGUCACCUGGCCAAGAGAAGCAGAAUCAGCGAAGGAUCUCUCCACCAUUGGCAACGAUUACAAAUCCUGAACCCGAUGGGUCUGUCGUGGUAUCUACUGGCAUAAAGCCUUUGAAUGCAGUCCAGAGUUCCACAGGCCAAAAAUCCGAUCCCAUUCCCAAGAAUGAAGGAGAGUUAAAACGAGGACAAUUGUCUGCACCCGUGGCCAGAGUGAGUAGUGUAUCCGCCCAUAUGAACAGCUAUGUGCCAUCGAGCUUGGUCUCAAAAAGUUCUGCUUUAAAACAGGACGUUGUUCACUCCGAAGGUCAAAAUCCCAUCAGCAAACAUCAUGAAGAUCGUAGCUGUUUGGAUUCAAAGCUAAUAAGCCCAACUCCUGAUCGUACUCCAUCUCAAAAAGCCCAGCCUGUUUCUGAUGUUCCCAACGACGAAACUGCCUCCAGUGAAGUUAGUUCUUCUAUUCCUUCAUCGACUUCAAGCCCUGAGCGUCACAGACCAGAUGCAUCGACUCAUGCCUCUGAAAUCAUCUCCGAUGUUCCGUUAGAUAUGAUUCCUCUUCCGAGCGGUAAGAGACCCAGCCCUACCAGUUUGUCAGGAAAAAAAGGUUCCGCUAACAAGAAGCGCCGUUCUCCUGUUUCGCAGAUUCCAAAAUCCGCGAGUCCAGAUUCCGAGGUCACCAGCCUUAUGACUAAUGAGGCUCUUCCCCAGUCUCCGUCAAUCUCGUCUUCCGUUUCAAAGGCGACAGCGGUGUUAGAAGGUCAGGCACCUGUGUUAGUUGAUAGUAAUCCCUGCUCAGCACGCAGUCCUAUCCCAGUAGCCCCUUCGUCACUGCUACAGCCUCAAUCUGGAGUAUCACUACCCUCCUUUGGAAGUGUUUUUUCGCUCCCCAAGGAAGAACAGACUGUGACAUCACAGAACUCAGCAGCCAAAAGCAGGUACGGAUUGUAUUUAGUAGCGUAAGCGUAGCAGUCGACUAAUCAAAACGUACCAAUUUUUUAUUUUAUAUAUUUUGUUUUUUGCGCAGCAGUCAUGUCUCUGAGAUGCCAAGCCAAUGCACAAAAUUAGCAUCCGCCGAGCCUCCCGCGAAGAAACGGAAGCGUAAAGACAAGAAAAAGAUGCCUGGUAAGGCUGCCAAGGGAGCGUUAAGCCUGUUAAUACAGUAUGACAGUGACAGUCAAAGCUCGUGUAGCACCCACGGCACCGAGAGUGAUGAUAGUUCCGCCCACAGUACUAGCCCGGUCAGCGGUACACUUAGUCCAGUUGUAGUGGAAACCACAGAAACUCCUCGGUGCCAGACCCCCGGAGCACAGCCAGAACAAAGCCAAAAAUUCUCCGCCAAGAACGCCUCGCACAUUAACGGUGCUACAUCACCAAAGGGGAGGCAAAAAAGCACGGUAAAGAAACAGUCCAGCGUUGGGAAGUCGGCUGCUGAGAGGAAGAAACCCAAAGGAAGAGGAAACCAACGAGGAGACGUGCUUAACGCUUCGCCAUUUGUUAACCUGAAUGACACUGUGGGUUCAAUGCAGCAGAUAAAAUCCGCAGGACCUAGCGUCGCGGUGCCUACCAGCUAUCAACCCUAUCCGCCCGCUUACUCAAGCUACCCAACCCCAGGGCAACAGGGCUAUGUCAUGUCGAAUUUCUCAAUCCCCACCGGCACACUCAACUUUACCCCAGGGGGACAUCAGUUCUCUGCAAGUCUUCCACAGUAUUACACAGGAGAGGCGCACCCUGCUCCUACCGGGUACGGCACUUCACCAGGGGGAUUUUUCCCCCAGUGGCGAACAAGUUACGCCCCGAUGCCGUGUCAGUCACCUGCUUUCAGUUAUUCAAACAAUGGCAACAAUGGUGGUGGUGGUAAAGUGUAUAGAUAA
Messenger RNA from Porites evermanni, 3032 nucleotides. The record is from the annotation of a GenBank genome assembly. Lineage: Eukaryota; Metazoa; Cnidaria; Anthozoa; Scleractinia; Poritidae.